Peromyscus maniculatus bairdii (prairie deer mouse) is the source of this 623-nucleotide messenger RNA. RefSeq names its product sperm acrosome associated 5 (gene Spaca5). Gene Ontology annotation, cellular component: sperm flagellum; acrosomal vesicle. Gene Ontology annotation, biological process: fusion of sperm to egg plasma membrane involved in single fertilization. The record is from RefSeq and is a predicted model, not a curated record. Lineage: Eukaryota; Metazoa; Chordata; Mammalia; Rodentia; Cricetidae. Gene Ontology annotation, molecular function: lysozyme activity.
UGAUCAUCACAGGAUGAGUCUGAGGCAAGGAAUCAGAUAGAACGGCUUUUGGGUGUCAUGCAGGCCUGGAGCACUGUUGUAGUGACCCUGGCCACCCUGAUGGUCGCCACUGUGGAUGCCAAGAUUUAUGAACGUUGUGAGCUGGCAAGAAAGCUGGAGAAGGCUGGCCUCAAUGGCUUCAGAGGCUACACUGUGGGAGACUGGCUGUGCGUGGCACACUAUGAAAGUGGCUUUGAUACCUCCUUUGUGGACCGCAAUCCAGAUGGCAGCAGUGAAUAUGGCAUUUUCCAGCUGAACUCUGCCUGGUGGUGUAACAAUGGUGUCACAUCCACCCAGAACCUCUGUCACAUUAAUUGUAAUGACCUGCUCAACAACCAUAUCAUUGAUGACAUCGCAUGUGCCAAGCAUGUUGUAUCCUUACAUAAGAGUAUGAAUGCCUGGGAUUCUUGGAGCCGGCACUGUGCUGGUCAUGAUUUAUCUGAAUGGCUCAAGGGGUGUGAUGUGCAUCUGAAAACUGACUCAAGCCAUACUGAGUGGUGACUCAGAUUUCAUAAGUAUAGAGAUUCCAUUUUUUCUUUUGUGGGUUUAAUAAAAAAUGGCAUCUAUAACUAAUGCAAGAUCUA